This is a messenger RNA of Ipomoea triloba (trilobed morning glory), 1678 nucleotides long. Its product is annotated as proline-rich receptor-like protein kinase PERK15. The record is from RefSeq and is a predicted model, not a curated record. Gene Ontology annotation, cellular component: plasma membrane. The transcript has a single exon. Gene Ontology annotation, molecular function: protein kinase activity; ATP binding. The coding region runs from base 110 to 1255 and encodes 381 amino acids. Gene Ontology annotation, biological process: protein phosphorylation. Lineage: Eukaryota; Viridiplantae; Streptophyta; Magnoliopsida; Solanales; Convolvulaceae.
CUCGCGUCAAUUUUCCAUAAUUCACAUAUAUUAGCUGCCAACACGAAAACUAAAAUUGCAAGUUUUCCGACUUUCUUUACCAACCCAUCCACAGUCCAUUGUUUUGUUUAUGAGUCGGCAACAAAUCAAUUUCUCUUCUAACCCCAUUCUUAGCCUCUUAGCUUAUCUUCAAAACAAACAAAGAAAAAACACACAAAAUUUGAUCUCUCUCACGCCGGCAAAAAUGAAGCACGGCGAGGUUAUUAUUGUUGUGUACGAUGUUGUUCUUGUUGUUUUAUCCAUCGCGCUGAUAAUUCUCGGCGUUCUUCUCUUCCUAUGCUGCAAGAAGAAGAGGCCGGCGGUUGAGGAUGAUGGGAACGGGUGCCAUAAAGCGGCGAAGCUAAGCGCGGCGGCGUAUACUUUGACGGAGAUGGACGCCGCCACGGACGGGUUUAACCCGCGGCGGAUCAUCGGAAAAGGGCGUUUAGGGGUGGUGUAUUCCGGGGUGUUACCGGAAGGGCGGGGGGAGCUAGUGGCGGUGAAAAGAUUCCAUCCGCGCCUGGUUCUGAGCAACGCCGGCGCCGGGUUCGGGUUCUCGUCGCUUCUCCGGUGGCUGUCGUUGGCGGAUCACCCAAACCUCGUACCCAUCCUGGGAUUCUCCGAAGCUCCCGGGGAAAGAAUCGUGCUGAUGGAGUACGGCGGGAUGCUGAGCUUGGAGUUUUACCUCCACCAAAACCCCGACGCGGCGGCGCUCCUCCACUGGCCGCGGCGGGUGAAGGUGGCGGCCGGGGUGGCGCGUGGGUUGGAGUUUUUACAUGAAGGAAUGGCGCCGCAUAUAGUGCACGGUUGCGUUAAGGGAUCGAAUGUUUUGAUAGAUGUGGAGUUUUGUGCUAGAUUGUGUGACUAUGGGCUUUAUUUCUUGGCAUCAAAUGAGAGGCAAGAGGUAGUGGGGUAUGUGGAUGAGGAGUAUUGGGGGGGAGGGGGAGGGGGUUCAAAGGAAAGUGAUGUGUAUGGGUUUGGGGUGGUUUUGUUGGAGCUUUUGAGUGGGAGAAAGAGUCAAGAAGGGUUGCUUGUGAAGUGGGCUUUGCCCUUGCUUAAAGAAAUGAAAUUUGGGGAGGUUUUGGAUCCUAGACUUGAAAUUCCUUGUGACAUUAACCCUCUUGUUAGGUUGGCUAAAGUGGCUUCAGCUUGUGUUGGAAACUCUAGGAAAAGCAGGCCUACUAUUGUACAGGUGGCUGCAAUUCUGAACAAUUUAGAGAUCGAAUUCAAUCUAUGAUUGAAAUUUUUAUCAUGUCAAUCAGUAUUAGUCUGGAUCAGCAUUUUAGAUCUAAUUCCGAUCUCUAGAGUUGAAGGAAAUGUGAUGGAUCAAGAAAUUGGUCAAGAUUGGAAUGUGAAAUUUUGAUUGUGUGAUGUGGUGGAAUGCCAAAACUAUGGGAUUUUGUAUGGAGGAAAAUGGUGAAACGCCAAAAUGCAGAGUUUGGGCGGUGGAUUUGUCUUCACUUCAAUCAAUUCUUUGUGUAUAUAUAUACAUAUAAUUGAAUGGGCUAUUCUUGUUUGGUGGUAAAUGGGGGACCUUUUCCUUGAAAUUGUGCUUUUAAAUGAUGUUUGCUUUCGGUUUGUCAUUUUAUUACUUGUUAGAAUACAUUGUAAACAAAGAAUUAUUAUUUCGGGAAAAUAAUAACAGUAGAAUUUUUUAAAA